Molecule: messenger RNA, 3145 nt
Organism: Acanthoscelides obtectus
Lineage: Eukaryota; Metazoa; Arthropoda; Insecta; Coleoptera; Chrysomelidae
Source: the annotation of a GenBank genome assembly
GCUUAAUCAAACAACAAAUAUCAAAGUUACAAAAAAGGCAAUAUCGUACAUUUUUUGCCAAUAAUAAUCGCUAAGAUGUCCCCCGGAAGGCCACAGGCCCUAAUAACUUCAAUCUACUUAGGUCUAAAUUAGCCUCUUGAUACAACAAAUAAUAUUUACAAAUUUCAACAGAAUUGGGUAAAUAUUUUUUUAAAUAAUAAUAAAAAAAUGUAUCAUCCUGUAUCUUGAAAACAAGAUAUCACCCUCUAAAAUAUAUGUCUAUUUUUCGAACACUCUGUAUAGGCAGCAGCGGUGCCGUAGUAGUAGACGUUAUGGGUCUACUAAUCAGUCACCGGGCGCUGCGCGGGUUCCAAUUCUGCCCAAAGAGAUUUUUUCUCUUGGCUAUGGACAUUGUAAUUGUCCGAUCUCUAAGGCCCUCGCUCCAUGUGACGUCUUCCCUUUUCCCCUGUAUGCCCCUACAGCCCCACGGUACCCAUAAGUAUCUAGGCCUUCGGGGUGAUUGAAGUUUGAAGUAAAAAAAAUAUAUACAGGAUCCUGAUAAUAUUUAAAAUAUAAACAUAGUUAUACUAUGCUGAUCAAAAUUGAUGGCAGUGACUUGACAGUGGCUCACCACUGUUAUCUUAUGGUCGCUGCGGUGGGGGGCAAUUUUCCGUGGGUGUGCGAACCAGCUUUUAUAUAAGGUUUCAACAGACAACUAUUUUAUUCAUAUUAAUGUAUUUAACUAGAUAUUUGAUGUCAGAGUACUAUACGAUGGAACCAAUGUUACUAUGAAGAAAAUAUGGUAAAGUUGGGUAAUUUGUACCACUUGGCGUAUUUUAUAAAAUAAUAAAGACUUCCAGAGUAAAAAACAAGAACUGAACAAAAUUAAGGGAUUGUUGAGCAAGUAUAAAAUAAAGGUUUGGUCAAAACAUACAGCCAAUAGAGAUCCGGCUGGUUUUGUAAUGAAAAAACUACAUGAAACUAUUCAGCCAGAAUUAUUAACCCAGGCAUGGUGUAAAUUUUUUGAAAUGCUUGGCCACUUUCCUAUUGUUCCUGAAGCAGUCCUAAAAGAAAAGCAUUUGAAUAGUGUUCAUUUAUGUGAAGCUCCAGGGGCCUUCGUCUGUUCUCUAAACCAUUAUUUGGUAUCAAAGCAUGAUGACAUUCAGUGGAACUGGAUGGCAACCACUUUAAACCCUCACCAUGAAGGGAAUGAACUGAAUCAAAUGAUUCCUGAUGACAGGUUUCUAAAGUAUACCCUAGAUAAUUGGAGUUUUGGGGAAGAUUUUCGUGGUGAUAUAUGCAGUAAAUCGAGUCAUGCAUAUUUGAUAAAUCAUCCAUUUUGCAAACAAAAGGUCAUGUUAGUAACUGGUGACGGUAGCAUAGAUUGUAUGAAUGAUCCAGGAGAGCAGGAAAGACAUGUUGAAUACCUUCAUCUUUGUGAAGCUGUAACAGCUGUACAUAUUCUUAAAACAGGUGGUUCAUUUGUGUUAAAAAUCUUCACCAUGUUUGAAGAUUCAACAAUAUGUCUUCUGUAUCUGCUGACUUGCCUUUUUGAAAAAGUGACAGUGUUCAAACCGUGCACAUCAAAAAGUGGGAAUUCUGAAGUGUAUGUUAUCAACUUAGGUUUUAAGGGAAUUGAUUGUUCAUCUAGGUUAAUACAAGAUCUAUUACAAUGUUUUACAAACAAAAAAAUAUAUGAAACAAAAUCAAUGUUCAGUUUGGACCAACUGCCUCUAGAGUUCCUGACUGAUAUAAGAAAAUGUUCAGAGUUUUUUAUGAAAAAACAAAUAUCCACUAUUUUAGAUAAUAUUUAUCAUUUUGAAAAUAGAACUAGUGAUAAUAUUUAUAUGCUGAAGUUGCAAAUAGCAGAUUUAUAUUUCAAACUGUACGAUCCGAAAUGGAUUCCAGUAUAUAAAAGACUUGUUCCAUCUACCAAUGUUGGAGAUUGUUGGAGAAUUUACAAUACUUUCCGUCUAAAAUUUCUGAAUGAAGUACCAGUUGAUACAAGAAAUGUAAUUGAUUCAAUGCUGGAAAUCAAAACUGGGCAAAGCAUUGAAGUAGUUAGAAGUUCAAAGUUCACUCACAAGGGUAAUUUAGGAAGAAUGGACAUCUUUCAAGCAGAGGGAACGUCAAAUAAGCUGUAUCAGCACAUCAUAGAUAAGAUUGAAGAUAAAAAUGUAGUUAUAAAUGUCAGAAUGUUUAACAUACGUAUUUUUCAUGCAUUUCAAAAAGACGUGUUUUUUAAAAUAUAUAGUUGUUUGCACAGUCAGAAAAAUGUCAUUUUUGUGAAUAUUCCGUUCGUGACACAUUUUUUGGUAGGCUUGCUGUAUCUUUUAUUGUAUGCAUUUGAGGCUGUGCUUAUUGGGAACGGUAUGAUAGUAUGUUGUAAAUGGAGAAUGGGGAGUGACAUAAUUCAGUUAUUUGAAACAAUAAAAGAGAAAUACGCAGCUUUAAAAGUAAGUCGUCCUGGUGGAGUUAAUGAUAUUCUCCAACUUGUUCAUCCAAAAUACUUUGACGAAAACGUCAGAUUCAUGACAUUACUUUGGAAUUACAACAAUCAGCUGUUUUAUCAAAAAGCGUCUAUCCGAGUGUUAACAUUUUUUGACUUGUAUAAUAAAUAUACCUGACGAUGAACUUAUGUUUGGAACUUUGUUAGGGUUAAAGUAUAAUACUAACAUAAAUGUGAAUACUGUUCAUCAUUAAGUGACAAAAUGCUUUGGCGUCAACUAAAAAGACAACUUAUAAUCCAUGUUCCAGGUUAGAUAGUAGGCAAUAACUAACAACAUACAACUGUUAAGUGACUGAUAUUGUAAUGACGAGAAUGUAUUUUCUUCUCAUACAACGAAAUACGAUAUGUAAGAAAAAAGUUUAAUUAAACAGUAGUCAUUUAAUAUAUUUGGCGGAGAUAUAAUGGAUCAGACCUCGAAAAUUGGAACAGGUUGGAAAUCUUUGUAUGGUGGUGCUAGUACUGUACGUCCUGAUUCCAAUAUUUUUUGGCGUAUAAAAAUCAGUUUGUUAUUUCAGUAAUCAAAAAUAAUCCGUAUUUCCGUAUAUAGAUUUAGAUAUGCUAAACAAACUCAUUGUAUCUCACAAUGAUUUUCGAUUUUUAAUUAAACUAGUUGUUUUGUAUCUGGAUGUUUAAUAAAUUUUAUGAAUCCUAAAAAGA